AUGCUUCCAAUUCCUUCUCCUGUUGAAUGCACAGUCGCUUCUGCUCUUCUCCUUCUCUCUAACACCACACCUCUCUCUCCUCCUCCUUUAAUAGAAAAGGUAGAAGGGGGAGAGAAAGGGUCAAGGUGGGCGACAAAGUGGAUCUGGAAAGCUGUGGCAGUUGCAGAGGAAGCUGGAGGAGAAAACUUGAGAUAUCACAUUCUUCCCUCAUCACCCCUCACUCCCGAUACCUCUCUUUCCCUAACUGAUUCCUCUCAUGAGAAAGAGAGGGAGAAGGAGAGGGCUCUCAAAUGCUACCAGAGGGCUGUCUCCCUCAGUCCCGAUGAUUCUGAAAGUGGAGAUGCAAUUUAUGAAAUUUUAGACCAUUCCGGAAAGGAGACUCUGCAACUCUCUCUUUGCUCUGAAGCCUCUCAAAAAUCACCCAGAGCCUUUUGGGCUUUCAGGAGAUUGGGGUACCUUCACCUCCACCAUAACAGAUGCUCUGAAGUUGUUCAAACUCUUCAGCAUGCCAUUCGAGAUUUUCCUACCUCUCCUGAUUCAUGGCAAAUCUUUUUAGAUAGAAGCAGCCUGAAGUCUGAGCCAGAUGGGGUUUCGAUUUGGGUGGCUCUGAAGAGGGUUGGAGUGAGGAUUAAGGUGGUGUCAAGUACACUUGGCAGUGUUGUGAUGGCUAAAGCACGGCAAAACGAGGCCAACUGGGUUGUCCUGGACAAAAAACUCAAGCAAGAGCUUAAGCAUUGCAUAGAGGAACUUCGCUGCAACAUUACUGUAAUGAAAGGUUCUCAAGCAAAAGUUCUUAGGCUUAACUUGGGAUGCUCGAAUGAAGUCCAAGCCCCAUUCUAUUCUGCUGCUGCUUCACCAGAAAAGGAUGUUGGAAGGCUGCUAGGUCACAAGAUGAAGCAUUCUACUCCUGUGAGAAGCAGCCCUGAAGAACCAAGUACUUCCUACUCAAGAACUAGAGAAGGUUCAUCCUCACCAAGCUAUGAUACAGAAAGACCUCUUUUUCUUGGGUGUUCUAAAUAA
This is a messenger RNA of Dovyalis caffra, 1020 nucleotides long. The record is from the annotation of a GenBank genome assembly. Lineage: Eukaryota; Viridiplantae; Streptophyta; Magnoliopsida; Malpighiales; Salicaceae.